CUAAUCUCCCGCGUCUUUCCGACCGUAUCUCCAUCUAUUUCUUUGCUCCUAUCACUCUCUCACUCUCCCUGAUUCUCUCUACUCGUCAAGCAAAAGCAAAUGCAGCGCCACCACCGCCCGCCCUCCACUGCCACCACUCCGGUCGGCAGCGUCGUCACUACUGACGCUGCCGAUCCAAAGCGUGGCAAAAAGCGCGGGAACUAUAACUGUGGCCGAUGUGGCCUCCCGAAGAAGGGACACUCCUGUAACAUCAGCAUUGCCUCCACGACGCCCACCGCUGAUUCUUCUUCCAUCGUCACCUCUUCUCCUCCAUUCCCCACCCCUCCUCCUCUCCCGCCACGCCAACCCUACUCGCACCUCCGCCGCGCUCUCUCCUUUGACGAUCACGAGGUCGACGAAUCGGUUGUAUCAGAUGAUGAGGAUGAAACCGGCAUGUCCCUGGAGAUGGGGUCCGAUUACGGUGGAUCUCGACUUCCUUGGAGCUGUUUGUGGGAGGUGCUGCGGAGGUUGCCGCCGCCAGCGCUGUUGUCGGCAGCUAAGGUUUGUAAAGGGUGGAGAGACUGUUCUAGGAGACUUUGGCGGGUGGCGGAGGAGCUCAGGCUUAGGGUUCCUGCCAAGGCUCAAGUUGGGUUUGUUGGAUCGAUGUUGCAGAAGUGCUCUGGGCUUGUUAGGCUCUCCCUGAGGAUGGAAAGUGACGUGGAUGCAACAAUGUUGGCCUGCAUUGCAUUUUCAUGCCCUAACCUAGAAUCCAUGGAGAUCAAUGUAUCUGAUACUGCCAUCAAUCGGAUAUCUGGGGAUGAAUUAGGUCGGUUUGUUUCUGACAAGCGGUGCCUUUCGAGCCUUAAAAUGGAAGGUUGCUCUAACCUUGGUUGUGUCAACCUCAGUUCAUCAAGUCUGUCAACUCUUUGGCUUUCUGAUCUCUAUUCCCUCUCUAAGAUGGUUUUUAAUUGUCUCAACUUGAAGGAGAUUUCCUUGGAUUUUUCUCGACAAGAAAAUGAUUGUACCGAUCUUGUUGCCAUGGUAGAUGGUUGGGGAAGGAGUUGUCCAAGGUUGCGAAACAUUCACAUUGCAUCUGUUAAACUUUCUCAUGCUGUUGUGCUUGCUCUUACUGCCGCAAAUUUGAGGUGUUUGCGUAUGCUCUCACUUGUACUUGGUUCAGAAAUCACUGAUGCAUCUGUUGCUGCCAUUGCUUCAACCUAUGAAAAUCUAGAAUUGCUUGAUUUGAGUGGGUCCAGCAUCAGUGACAGUGGCAUUGGGAUGAUCUGCAAUGUGUUCCCUGAAACUUUAUCAAGGCUCCUUGUUGCACUUUGCCCUAAUAUCACCUCAAGUGGCAUUCAAUUUGCUACUGCACAGUUGCCCAGUCUGGAACUUAUGGAUUGUGGCAUGACCAUAUGUGAUCCUAAUACAAAAAGUGAAUCCUCAAAGGAAAAUGAGCCCCAUCACAGCAGUGGUUGUGAACCUACGUGCAUACAGAAGUCACCCAAUAGCAAGCUGCACCAUAUUUAUCAGAAGCUUAUCAUCAAACAUUGGAGGUUGAAGAAACUCAGCCUGUGGGGUUGUUCUGGUUUAGAUGCCUUGUAUCUGAACUGUCCAGAGCUCAAUGAUCUGAAUCUGAAUUCUUGUACAAAUUUGCAUCCAGAGAGAUUGCUACUUCAAUGUCCACAGCUGCAAAGUGUUCAUGCUUCAGGAUGUGAAGAUGUUCUAAUUGAAGCUAUUAAGAGCCAGGCUUGUAAGAAUUCUAGUGCUGCAGAAGAUCACUUCCCAUGCAAGCGUUUGGCUGAUGGUUCCAAGAGGGUCCGAGUCCCACAUCAUCUCUCUCCACAGCCAUCGGAAGAUGAGAAGAGGAAGAGAGUUCGAAGACUGCAGUGUACUGUGCAUGUGAACUAAUCAGAAUAAAUUCUUUCUUUUGCUUUUACUGUAAAAUUUGGGGCUUCUGCCUUGUAAAGCCCCAAUUUCUAUAACCACUCAUAGUGAUUGUAUUGGUGGCAAUGCUUGAAGUAGCCAUACUACAUGCCACAAAUUAAUCUGGCUUAUGUUUAAAGCAAAAACAAUGCAGGUAACGAACUUUAUAUAGCAGGCUUCAAGUC
Molecule: messenger RNA, 2087 nt
Organism: Nelumbo nucifera (sacred lotus)
Lineage: Eukaryota; Viridiplantae; Streptophyta; Magnoliopsida; Proteales; Nelumbonaceae
Product: F-box/LRR-repeat protein 17-like
Cellular component (GO): cytoplasm
Molecular function (GO): protein binding
Source: RefSeq, a predicted model, not a curated record